Molecule: messenger RNA, 1676 nt
Organism: Octopus sinensis (East Asian common octopus)
Lineage: Eukaryota; Metazoa; Mollusca; Cephalopoda; Octopoda; Octopodidae
Product: zinc finger protein OZF-like
Exons: 1
Coding region: 236-1525 (429 amino acids)
Biological process (GO): regulation of transcription by RNA polymerase II
Molecular function (GO): DNA-binding transcription factor activity; RNA polymerase II cis-regulatory region sequence-specific DNA binding
Source: RefSeq, a predicted model, not a curated record
AAGGCAAAGUCGAACUCGGAACGUAACGACAGACGAAAUACGGCUACGCAUUUCACCCGGCGUGCUAACGUUUCUGCCAGCUCACCGCCUUUUAUGUAGAAAAAAUAUAUACAUUGAUAUAUUUUCCAAACAUUUAAAGAAAGUUCUAUGAUUUGGCUAUCAUAAGACAAGAAAAUAAACUAUAAGAGAUUCAAUUCAAAGACAUUUCUCAGUUUCAAGAAUUCCUCAAGUUAAUAUGGACGAUAUUAAUCUUUUGAACACUUCUAAAACAACUUCUGUGAAUGCCAUUGAUUUAAAGAAACACAAAAGUUUACGCACUAAGAAGAAACAGACUGAGUGUGAAAUAUGUGAAAGGUCCUUUGUCACUAACAGUUCCUUAACAAAACAUAAAAAGACCCACACUGGUGAUAAACCUUUCCACUGUGAAAUCUGUGGAAAACCAUUUGCAAUGAGUGGAACAUUAACGAGGCACAAACGAAUGCAUACUGCGGAAAAAUGUUAUCAUUGUGAAAUCUGCGGAAACUCGUAUUCAAAAAAUAUUCACCUUGUUGUCCACAAGUGUAGCCACACGGGAGAAAAACCGUUCCACUGUGAGGAAUGUGGAAGGUCCUUUGUCACUAACAGUUCCUUAACAAAACAUAGAAAGACACACACUGGUGAUAAACCUUUCCACUGUGAAAUAUGUGGAAAAUCAUUUGCGCGGAAUUUCAGGCUUGUUAUCCACAGACGUACUCAUACGGGAGAAAAACUGUUCCACUGUGAAAUCUGUGGAAUGUCGUUUAUUGAGAAUAGUUCGUUAAUACGUCAUAAACGAAUUCACACUGGAGAAAGACCUUUCCACUGCGAAGUGUGCGGAAAAUCUUUCCCACAAAAUGCACAGCUUGUAACUCACAUACGUGUUCACACUGGGGAAAAGCCUUUCCGCUGUGAAAUAUGCGAGAAAAGUUUUAUUACAAAUAGUAAAUUAAAAGUCCACUUGAGAUUCCACACUGGGGAAAAACUGUUCCGCUGUGAUAUUUGUGGGAAAGGUUUUGUGUACCAUUCUAAAUACGCUGCCCAUAUAGGUAGUCACACCGGCGUAAAACCUUUCCGCUGUGAAAUAUGUGCGAAAUCUUUCUCCGAUAAGACGCACCUAGUUGUCCACAAACGAACCCACACUGGGGAAAAACCGUUCCACUGCGAAGUGUGCGGAAAAUCAUUUGCUACGAAUACCCACCUUGUACUUCACAAGAAAAUACACACAAGAGAAAAAGUUUUUAUUUGUGAAAAAUGUGGUGAUUCGUUUAAUGAAAAGUCAAAUUAUGUUACUCACAAACGGGUACACUCUGGAGUAAAAGCUUUCUAUUGUGAGAUCUGUGGAAAAUCCUUCUCAAGUCCGUAUAACGUUAUAGUUCAUACUCGUAGUCACACCGGAGAAAGGCCCUAUCAUUGUGAAAUUUGUAAGAAAUCGUUUAUUUGUAAAAGUCAUUUGAAUAAGCAUAAACAAACCCACACAGGAGAGAAGCCUUUUGAUGAUGAAACAUGAAAAAUCCUUCCCACAUAAAUUUAAUCCUUAACCCUUUAGCAUUUAAACCGGCCAUAUCCGGCCAAAAGUAUUCUGCUUUUUUUUAUGUUCAAACUGGCCAUACUCUCUCUUUACUCUUUUACUUGUUUCAGUCAUUUGACUGCGGCCAUGC